AUGAAACUCGAUGACAUCACUGCCUAUCGUCUGCCAGAAACAUUACAUGCAAGCAAAAUGCAGUGCUGGACUAGUGGCCAAUCAACGCACUCAGACACAACGCUCAGCCUCGCGCUGCAUAAAGAAGAUAAAGGGCAAGCUCUCCGUGGCCCGAUAGCGUGGAGACACGUCGGCCAUUCUGCUGGCAUACCCCCAGUUGAUAUGCAGUGUGUCCGCAAAUGGGCAAAUUAUUUUCAGCAAAUGUUCCGGCUGGUGUCCAGUAAGGGCCCUAACUGCAAGAUGCAUUUGUUUGAGGCACACCAAUCCACACCGCUCCUGAUCAGCUGCCUGCGUGAACUCCCUGCCAGUUUUUUGUUUGUUUCAUGUUUUCUCCAUGCCAAUGCAAUCACGCCCAAAUACCCUAAUCAGACAAUGAACUGCUGA
Aspergillus luchuensis is the source of this 423-nucleotide messenger RNA. RefSeq lists its product as uncharacterized. The coding region runs from base 1 to 423 and encodes 140 amino acids. Lineage: Eukaryota; Fungi; Ascomycota; Eurotiomycetes; Eurotiales; Aspergillaceae. The record is from RefSeq and is a predicted model, not a curated record. The transcript has a single exon.